Molecule: messenger RNA, 639 nt
Organism: Capsella rubella
Lineage: Eukaryota; Viridiplantae; Streptophyta; Magnoliopsida; Brassicales; Brassicaceae
Exons: 1
Coding region: 9-428 (139 amino acids)
Biological process (GO): response to auxin
Source: RefSeq, a predicted model, not a curated record
UUGGAUCAAUGAUGAAGAAGAUGAGGUUAAUGAUGAUGCUCAGGAGAUGCAAGAGCGUGUCCACACAAUUGGGUCGUUCAUAUUCUUACACAAGUCUCAGAUCCCAAUCGGCCAGGAGAGAUAGCCAAGAGCAUCUCCAUGACGUCGACCAAGGCCCUACACCGUCUUUGUACCAGACAGUGUUGGUUGGACGUUCGAAGAAACCUUACUUGAUCAGUAAGAAACACCUGAAGCAUCCCCUGCUCAACGCUCUCGUAGAGAAGCAACAGAGAUACGAAGGAGACGAUAAAGAGGAUGGAAGUUGUAUAAUCACGGUGAAAUGUGAGGUCGUUUUGUUCGACCAUCUUCUGUGGUUGCUCGAAAACGGAGACCAGAGUCACAUAUUGGAGUCUCUAGAUGACUUUGCCCAUCUCUAUCUCUCCCCUUGAUUAGGAGGUUUCUCUUGUUCUUGUUUUUUUUUUAUAAAUAUAAUUACAAGUUUCACUUGCUUAUCGUUGUUCGAAAUUUCGAAUUAUAACUUUAAAUCUUUGUCUUUUCCCCUGAAAUGUAAAGUUUACCGACAAGCGAAGGUUAAUGACUUCUGUUGGUGAAGGACAAGACGUCCUACCAAAGUGUGUUUAUUUAAAUCCGAUGACUAUU